Messenger RNA from Exaiptasia diaphana, 1939 nucleotides. Its product is annotated as putative deoxyribonuclease TATDN2. The record is from RefSeq and is a predicted model, not a curated record. Bases 33 to 1061 code for a protein of 342 amino acids. Gene Ontology annotation, molecular function: zinc ion binding; hydrolase activity, acting on ester bonds; nucleic acid binding. The transcript has a single exon. Lineage: Eukaryota; Metazoa; Cnidaria; Anthozoa; Actiniaria; Aiptasiidae.
CUUAAAAUCGUUUCUAAAUUUGGUCGUUUUCUAUGAGCAUGGAAGAAAGAAAGUGCUUUAAGUGUGGAAAACCAGGCCAUCUCAAGAGAAAUUGCCCUUCUGAUGACAGAUCCGGCAAAAAUAUCAAAUGCUUUGGUUGUGGAAGACAUGGGCAUUUUUUGAAAGACUGCACAACUCACGCUGGUAAUUCAAGCUUAUUUGCAACCGAACAAGCGUCUGCACAGCAACAUAAACCAAUAUAUUACCCAGAAUGUAAUACUAAGUUUAUAGAUACACACUGCCAUUUGGAGUACGUGUUUGAGAGAAUGAGACACUCAGGGACUUAUGAAGAUUUCAAAACUAAACAUCGCUUCCCUGACUUCUUUGAGGGCUGUAUUACAACGUUUUGCGAUCCUGCAGCUUUCUCAAGCUUUGGUCUUUGGGAAGAGCUUCUAUCACAGCGUAAUGUGUGGGGUACAUUUGGCUGUCAUCCCCAUAAUGCUCAAUAUUAUAAUGAAUCACUUGAAGCUAAGAUCAUUCAAUGUCUGGAGCAUCCCAAAGCAGUAGCUUUAGGAGAAAUAGGGUUAGAUUACUCCAAGCGUUCACCUUCAAAAGCAGAAAUUCAACAGGAUGUUUUUGCCAAGCAAGUAAAAUGGGCUGUGACGUUGAAUAAACCUCUUGUUGUACACUGCCGAGGAGCUGAAGAUGACACGCUAAGGAUACUUCAACAGAAUGUGCCACAAGAUAUGAAAAUACACAUGCAUUGCUUUACUGGUUCUAGCAAAUCUGCUUUAAAGUUUAUUGAAACAUUUCGAAACCUUUAUAUAGGGAUAACAGGGGUUGUGACAUUCUCAAAAGCUAUUGAUGCCCAUGAACUUGCAUUUGAUUUGCCACUAGAUCGGUUGCUAUUGGAAACAGAUGCUCCUUAUUUUGUACCAGUUGAUGUUGCUAAGGGUAACAAGUGGAGCCAUCCUGGUAUGGUGAUAUAUGUUGCUAAGAAGAUUGCGGAGAUUAAAAAGGUUCCCAUUGACGAGGUCUUGGAGGCUGCUAGAGUCAACACCAAGGCUGUGUACAACAUUUAGCUGCUAUACUACCAGCAARGCUGUGCACAGAAUAUAACUACACUGCCAACAAGGCUGUUUACUGCCAUUUUGAAGGAGGUUGUUGGUGAGAACUAGAAAUGAAUAUUGGUAAAUUGUAGUGUUAUGAAACCAGCUUUAAGAAGGUUGGAGGUGCAUUAUAACCAGGAUUUGGCAUUAUUGUAGAGUUCCUAUAAGCAAAAUUCUCCCUGUGGCUUCACACAAUGCCAAUAUGAUUCCAAGUAUGGAGUAAAAAAAUUAUUUUCUUUAGGUGUCAAAGGUCAGAUUACUAUUUUUGAAAUUUUCUUAAAUGAAUGAAAAAUAUUAUGUACAAUUUUCGUAUAACAAAAUUUUCUAUUUUCUUAAAAUGCUUUAAAAAGCAUUAAAAUGCAUUAAAUAGCAUUAAAAGCAUUAAAAUGCUUUAGUCCUAGUUAGGUAUUAAUUCAAUGCUUGAUAUUUAUCUUAUUUUUUUAAAAUAAUUAAUUAGACUAUAUUUGUAGGUUCUUUAAAWGAAAAAUUUCAAUUGCACAAGUUACAUUUUUUACCUUCCUUUAUGCAAUACUCUACUAAAGUGGGAUUCCUGUGUCACACCAGUUGCAAGAUUAUCAACGCAGGAAGACUAAAAGAGCCGAAAUAUGUCAAUUUCCUGUGGAGUAGUGYAUAAAGGAAGCUAGACUCAUUAAUUAUUGCUCAAAAUAUGCCUCUCCUAGUCUCAAAUAAAUAAAUUAAUAUUUUUUAUUGCUAAAAUUCAAAUUGAUGUGAUAUGUGAACAAUUUUUGGUAUUUGGGAAGGCAUUUGGUAACACUGAUUUAAUUGGAAAUGCCAAUGACAUUGGUGGUCUACUAAGCGCAUAUCAAAUAAAAGGGCACAUGUAAUAUACU